This is a messenger RNA of Megalobrama amblycephala (Wuchang bream), 4935 nucleotides long. It is a transcript of the gene htr2cl1, whose product is annotated as 5-hydroxytryptamine (serotonin) receptor 2C, G protein-coupled-like 1. Gene Ontology annotation, molecular function: neurotransmitter receptor activity; G protein-coupled serotonin receptor activity. The record is from RefSeq and is a predicted model, not a curated record. The coding region runs from base 1990 to 3537 and encodes 515 amino acids. NCBI's taxonomy places the organism in Eukaryota, Metazoa, Chordata, Actinopteri, Cypriniformes, Xenocyprididae. The transcript is spliced from 8 exons. Gene Ontology annotation, biological process: chemical synaptic transmission; G protein-coupled receptor signaling pathway, coupled to cyclic nucleotide second messenger. Gene Ontology annotation, cellular component: dendrite; plasma membrane.
UUAGCUGAAACAUUCUAAGACUGAACUGAACACACAUACUGAUUGUUUCCUUCGACUGGAGCCGAUUUUAAUCGUUGACAGUCGGAGAAGAACACAAACGUUUACGAUUGAGACCGCUGCUAAGCAACACACUGUGCGCGGGAUCUUGAAAAUGGAUGUAAACAAACAGCUGGCGCUCUUCAUCUGCAGCUAUAUUUGUGCGGAAAAUAACAAAAAAAGAGGAAAAACGCGCAGGAUAUGGGUGAGGUCCUGGCUGGAGAGGCAACAUGGACUUUGUUCUCUACAGAGAGAAUUUGAGGUGAGUAACUUUGUUAAAUUAAUCUAUUUUUAGAGCUUGCACUCCGGUGGUGUCGGCCGUUAAGCAACACUGUUGCGCCUCUGAUAACAGCGACAACGAGCACUCAACAUGAUUUCAAAAACAACACAUCCCAGCGCCAGAUCGCCUAUAAUUAACACAAAUUGAUAAUCAGCUAGAGGUGUUUCUUUUGUAUUAGAUAUCAGCGAAAUGCCGCGAGAUGUUUCAAAAAGUGGUGGGGACAUGUCCCACAUGCAAAUUACGCCCAUGUUAAAAGCAAAGGGCACUUUCACUUUCGCGAUCAAAGGGGCAGGGCUCUUUAUAUUCUCUCUGUAUAUAUUGUAUCAUUAACUGUUAAUUUUGUAUCCAUAGCUUUCCAGAUAAAUAAAAUAUAUAUAUAAUAUAUAUAAUAUACAAAACAUGAUUUAAAAAAAAAAAAAAAAAAAAAAGUCUAGUCAUUAUCUUUAUCACUUGUUGCCCCCCCUAUUGGUUGGUGCCCCAGGACACUCGCCCAAUCCCGUCUAUGGAUAUCCGGCCCUGUACCUGACACGUUCAAAGCUUCCGCAAUAGCAGCCCAGCUUCUUUCCUUAUCGCUUCUAUUAUGGUAUUCCUUCGAAGAUAUAUUGUAUAGACAUUCGUACUCUUGCCAGAGUUCAACCAAUUUUUCUUCCAUACCGGUUGUCCAAUGUGUUUUUAUGUUGCAAACUUUUUUUGACGCCAUUUCGCCGCUUGUUUACAAUCGCCUGACACAGUCUCCAAGGAAACAGACGUCAGCGGUCGCAAAUAUUAUGCUGCCUUCACGUGCUCUAUUGUAAAGAUGACUUUCCUUGUAAAAAAUUGAACGCGAAUUUGCUCGCAACCACUACUUCAGAAGUGGGAAUUAUCAAAUUUGAGAAGAAUCUUUGUGAGGAGGACUGGCAAUGACUGUUUCUAAAAUUCUAAGACUAGAAUCGUUAGACGCAGCACACUGCAAGAUUUUAAGCACCAACUGUAAACACCGACUGAACGCAACUGGCUUUGACUCAGCGCGAUUGGACAUGAUCAGUCUGUGGGCUGCAGUCUCCCCUCAGUCUGUGGUGAGACCGCAUGCGGUGAGAUUGACAGUGUCAGAUAAACGGCUCACAGGGACUAUGGUCCACACAUCUGAGGAGAGGAGAGGGGAGGACAAGAGAGUGACCAGUCAUCUACAUAUCACACAGUCAAGCACCAUCUGUUGGUCUUCACGCUGGCAGAGAUUGGUACCCCCAGAUCUGUGCCCUUCCAUGGUUUCAUUAACAAAGCUGGGACGACAGGGAGACAGAGUUGGAUAUUGACUACACUUCUUCUGAGCCUUUGAAGCCAUUCACACACAGAUAGACAUUGCUGAGAAAGUUAGCCAGAAGCAUCUGGAGCGGGCGGCACUCAAGUCGGAGAGCAGGCUUUGAUUGACAGCUGACUGACAAUUGACUCUGCAGUCCUGCACGCUGAAGGAGAUCUCAGAUGCAAUUUCCAUGAAUAAAAUCCUGCGGCAGAAACUAGGAACAGGAAAUGCUAUGGAUAUCCUCAGCGCAGUAGAUUUCUCCUUCACAUAGCACUAUGAGUGGAUCACUUCAUCAUUUUUGAACUUCCUAACUCUUCUUCACGUACGUGGCCAUCAGCGGCCAUGAGUGGAAAGAGCUCUGACUGAUACAGGGAACAGAAAACGGCAUCAGAGGAUGGGGGCACCUGGCGGGCCAAUUCUGGGUGGGUUUAGCUCUACGACAUCCUCCCUAGACCUCACUGGCUGGAUGGUCUGGCCUGGCAAUACCACCGUGAGCCUAAACCAGAGCUUUUUCGGGACUGAUUACAGUGUCAAUCUCCCCUCCUCAUCUUCAUCUUCUCCUCAUGGGGUCGAAAGGGAGGUGAUGAAGGAAAAGAACUGGCCAGCCCUGCUGAUUCUUGUGAUUAUCUUUCUGACAAUAGGAGGAAAUAUUUUGGUUAUUCUAGCUGUGUCACUGGAGAAGAAACUGCAAAAUGCAACAAACUUCUUCCUGCGCUCCCUUGCCGUGGCGGACAUGCUGGUCGGCAUCUUGGUCAUGCCCAUCUCGCUCAUUAACAUCCUGUAUGAUUAUGCCUGGCCAUUGCCCAGCGCCCUCUGUCCUAUUUGGAUAUAUCUGGAUGUGCUUUUCUCCACUGCUUCCAUCAUGCACCUGUGUGCCAUUUCCCUCGACCGCUACGUGGCCAUACGCAAUCCGAUUGAGCACAGUCGGUUCAACUCCCGCACCAAGGCCAUGCUGAAGAUCGCUGCAGUUUGGACCAUUUCAAUAGGUGUCUCAAUGCCUAUCCCAGUGAUCGGACUGCGUAACAGAGAAAAGGUCUUAAUAGACGGCAACUGUGCUCUGAACGAGGAACGUUUCAUACUUGUUGGCUCUUUUGUUGCCUUCUUCAUUCCUCUGGUCAUCAUGGUGGUCACUUAUUGCCUCACCGUCCAAGCACUUCAGCGUCAGGCCACAGUCUUCCUCUAUGAGAGCAAAGCCUGUUCUCAGCAGCCAUUGCAGCCUCCACCUACUUCCCAGUUGGCCCCGCCGUCGGCUCCAUCACGUCGUAGCAGUCUGAACUGUCUACGGAUCAGCAACAACGACGGAAACCCGCUCAGUCUGACCGUGCCCCCGGACACCAUCUCAAUAAUCCCAAGUUCAGAAGUGCCAUCUCAAAUGAAUUCGCCUGCUGGACGGGACCCGGGUGGAGCCCACGGGCGGCGGGGCAUGAUGCAGGCCAUUAAGAACGAGCGGCGAGCAUCUAAAGUGUUGGGCGUAGUGUUCUUCCUCUUCCUUUUCAUGUGGUGUCCCUUUUUCAUUACUAACGUUCUGUAUGUCCUCUGCCGCGGAGCCUGCGAUGAGCCUCUGCUCACAGAACUGCUCAAUGUGUUCGUUUGGGUGGGCUACAUCUCAUCGGGGGUCAACCCUUUAGUGUACACUUUGUUUAACAAGACCUACCGAAGGGCAUUUUCGAGCUACUUGCACUGCCAGUAUGGACGGGUAGGACUUAAACCCAUCGCUAUACACGCUCCUUGUCCGUCCCAUGCUGUGGUCACACCCAUCCUGAUCUGCGAAAAAGUUUCCAUUGACCGGAACAGUAACUGCCGCAAUGGGGACGGAAAUGGAAUCCGAAAUCUGGAGCUCCACGACAUGGACGCUGACCCCGGACUGGAGCUGAAACCGGGAAUAUCGGAGCUCUCCAUCAGCAGCUGUCACAGUCACACAGAACACACCAGCAGUGUCUGAAAAAUAUCUUUUAGUUUGACGUGGCAAACGGGACAGGGUGUGACCAAGCUCCAAGUGAUGUUUAGAUCUUGAGGAGAUGUCGCACAAGAACUCGUAACUCUCAUCGACUCAGCUGUAUCACAGCAUAGAAUGUAUGCUGUGUUAGCUACGGAAACAAUCUGACCAAGAUCGGAAAAGGGAGAUGGAAUGUAACGUGUGUGUGUGUGUGUGUGUGUGUGACAGAGAGAGAGAUUGUUUGUGUUAACAGGUUCAGAUGUUUGAAUGCCAUUAAGUACUGCAUGAGCACCCAGUCUCUUACUAAAGCAGCAUUGGCCAUUACGAGACAGCAGUUCAUGCAAGAUAGAGUCAUAGCAUCCUCUUGUGGUCAGUUGAAAAAUUACAAAAAGACCUAGUGUGAAUCCAAAUAAAGUUACUGUGUCAUCCAAGCUAUGCUGUCUAAAUACACUUGCAAGUCAGGUCAUUGUUUGUGUAACUUGUAAACACCUCCAGUAUGAUAUGCUGAAUCCUUUGAGUGGCAGUAAAACGAUAAUACAGACCUAACAAUGCAGAGGAAAUGACUGCAAACCACUUCUCACAGUGACCUAGAAAGCCAGACCUAACAGAAAAAUGGGGUGAAAGUCAUAUGCCAAAUUUACACAGUAAAGGUGGCACAGAAGCGCUUCUGAAGUGGCAAUUAGGUGUCUUUACACAGACUGUUUAAUGCUGCUCAGAGGUGCAAUAAAUGCAUUUACACAGCAAUUUGAAUAAGUAUACAUUUGUACUAGGGGUUAAGGUGGGUCAGAGCAGGCAUAAUUUAGCCUGACUUUUAUUCAGCAUUAUGUCUUUAGACAGAAUUUUGAGCAGGCACUGAGCAGCUUUAAAUCAGUUUUGUGUAAAGAUGCCUAUACGUAACAUAAAGCUUUAAUCAAAAAUUUCAGUUUGCAUCUUUAAUGCUAACAUGUAAUGCAGUUUGAGCUUUAUUCCAGUCCAAACUGCUUCUCAAGGAUUUUUUCAAAAGAUAGUGAAGUAAUUAGCCUCCACGAUCUACUGUGAAUGUAAGAUUAGUUGUGAGCUGCUUCAUCAGGUGGUCAUGACCGAAUGAGAGAAGAGUACUAAAACAAUUUACAUAUUAUGGACAGAUUGUCCAUGGCAAUGUUGGUCAGUAAGACCAAAAAUGCUCAUUUGAGGAUGUCUAUGAAUAAUGUAUAAAGCUGUAAAUUCUUGCUGUUUUCCUGUGUAGAACCUUAGAAUUUCUCCUGUAUCACCUGCCCUUGUUCAAACUCUCCUUUUUAUACCAUAGCCUGUGAAAGUUUUACCAGAUCCUCUUUUUUGUUUUUUUGUUAUAAAAACCCCAUCAUCCUCACAAUGUUAUCAUUUUGUGAAGCUGCUAUUUAUUUAAUAAAAGACAAUUAGCAUUCA